AGCGGAGCAAAGUGUACAGCCACGGAACCCUCCGCUAUACAGUGGGCUACAGAAAAAUGGAGCUUUCUUAACGACUUCACUUUAGCUGAUUGGCCCAGAAUGUGCGUGAGCCCUGACCAACAUGGCCCAGUGGGAUAGCUCGAGCAGCAUGGAGCCAACAGGUGACUGCUCCCCCACCGUUCCUGAGUCAGAACUGUACCGGAGCCUCCAGGCUGUGCUGCCCCGGUGUACCGACCAACACCAGGGCCCAGACUGGUGUAGCAAAGGAAUGCUGAGAUGGACACUUCAUAAGAAGGUUCAAAACAAUCCUGCCAACUGCUUGUCUCUGCUGUGGGUGCUGAUAAAGGAGCUUGAAAAGGCUGAAAGAUGGGAUUCUCGCAAAUCUAUCAUUCCUCUGCUCCACAUUCUGAUGCACACCAUCAUCCAGACAGCCUACAUCCCAGAUGAGCUGUACAAACGAGUGUAUGACUUUUGUAAGAGGCUACUGACCUAUCCCCAGCCUUACUGCACCGUUGGCCUCAGCUACACGAGACAAAUUAAAACUGAACGCUUCAUCCCAGGUCUGAUGUACCAGAGGAUGAUCACAGCAGAGCAGAAGCUAAAAAAUGAGCACUAUCCUUUUCAAGAGAGGGUUUUCGUGUUGGCUGAUCCCGAAAUCUUCACUGGUUCCAUGAUCCCCACCGUAAUGGAGGACAUUGAGGUUUCUGCCUCAGCUUCGACUGGAUUCGUCAGUCAGCUAGAACACAUGUGCAGCGUGGUUCAGCACACCAUACAGGCAGCUUUAGGACCAGAACAAUGCCACGGUCCAAAACUAGCCCAGGCCCUCAGGGACAUGGGUCCAGACGUUGAGCCAUACUUUCAGGAAGUGUUGGCAACUCUUGAGCAUUGCGUGGAAGAGGGCUACAGAGGUGAAGGAGGAGCGCUGAGCAGCCGUCUUCAGCAGCUGUACAGCGAGAUCGUCUCUGCAUCCGAUGCAGAACCUCCGUGUAAAGGACCGCUGUGUGACUGCCCGGUUCCCAACCCCGACAUUAGCUUCUACCUGUGGACAGAGGAUCUGGAUAUCUGGCGGGAGCUGUCCAAGUGGUUCCGAUCCAGUAGCGUGUCAGAGUCCUUCUCCUCCUUCAGCCAAGAACAGGAGGACUUUGAGCUGGGCGAAUCCCCCUGCACCCUGAUGUCGGCGGACAUGCCUCGGUUUUCUAUUUUGUCCAACGACAGCGGGAUCGAAAGAGACUUGCCCCCCACCUUUGAUUUCUCUCCGUCGUCCUCGCUGGACAACCCUGGCAUCGGUUCAGCGUGGGAACAGUGUAAAAUUGAGCAAGAAUCGGGCAGGCUGUCGCGGCGAGGAGGCAUCAAACUGAAACCGACGGCCAAGGACAGUAUGAUGCUCAUGCAAGACACGCUGGAGGACCACGCGAGCUCAGCAGGUGGAGGAAGUGGAGGGAGGGGAGGAAGAAGAGGGGCCACUCUGCAGAGGCGAGCCGGGACCAACAUGAUGGAGACCCACUUCCCCAAGCAGCAGAGACACUUCACUGCAAAGAUUGUUGUUAUGGGAGAUGACAGGGUAGUGGGUCGCCUGGCUAAGGCCUAUUACUUCUACAGAAAGAGAGAAGCACGGCGGCUCUUCCUUACAAUGAAAGUCUCUAUCCAGUUCUACUACAUUCCUGUUUGCCCGGCUCCAGCGUCGAUCUCACCUACCACGGUAAACCUCAGUCAGUCGACGGGGGAUUCCUGCACGCUUGGUUCCUACUUGAGCGACGUGGAUCCAUGGUACAACAGCAACAUCAACAGUCUGGGAUGCAUGAUACAUAAGCUGGCUAAAAUGAAAGAAAUGAAUCCUGAGAGACCCAAAGACCCAUUCAUCUCUGAUGUCAUCACAUACUAUGUCCGCAGCGGCCAACAGCCUGUCUACUUCACCAUCUAUUUUGUAAAGAUUAUAUUCAACAGCAUGACAAAGGAUCCAGUGGAAGAUGUGUUCCUGACCCACCUGGAGAUAGACUUCCCAGAAUUCAAACAGAUUUCAGCUUCAGUUAAAGAUAAACAGAAGAAGAGCUCGGGGGAAGUAUGUGGAGCGGUUAUCUCUAUGAAUUACAAAAAGAUGACAUUAAGUGGCCGAGAUGUUGACGUAGGAAUUUCAGUCAGAACGUCAGGCGUCCAGAUUAAUGCCAUUCCCUCCAACGAAGCAGAAGAUCUGAACUGUUUGACUCUAAUGGUGAAUGAAGCUCCAACAAAGACAAAGAGCCUGGGUGGGGAAUCAAAGAUUCGGAGCAGCAACAUUAAGAUUCGUACCUUAGAGAGGCGAUCUUUUACUCUCAUUCUGGACAGAGACAGUCGGAGGACUUACAAACAUGUGCAGAGCAUCGAGAUCGCUCCUUGUCUGGAUCCUGGCUACCGAGUGCAGAAAACCAUGAGGUCCAAAUUCUGCUUGGAUGCGGAUAAAGACGCUGGACUGAGCAAAUACAUGAGCAAAGCUCUUCCUCUGCCGAUCAAUACGUUUGCUGGCAUUAUCAACUGAUGCGUCAAGUCUCUCUGUGGUAACACAAACCAAGUCCACGCCUUUGAUACGGGGAAAACCGGUUGCGUCAAGAAGGGCAUCCUUGGUAAAAACUCUGCCAAGUGUGGGUGCACGUUGUAAAGGCUUGCUGUGGCGUUCCCUGAAAAGGACGCAUCAACAGAAAUGUCAAGUCCCCCAACACUUGAUCUAGGAGUCAGGCCUAAUGUGAUCUGAAAAAGGACAAAAGAAAAUCACCUUCCUGACCUCAUGAGCUGCUCCUGGACCCAAAGUGUUCUCCAGUUGUCGCUGAGCUCUGGCUGACAUUGAUUGAGAAAGACUUUUUUUUUUUAUUAAUGUUAUUAUUCAGAUGUAAUUUAAACACAGUACUAUGAUCAAAUUCUGCAAAUGACCGCCUCAUCAAGUCGGCUGAUUUUAGUGUUAGAAAGUUGCAUCACACUGCAGGAUGGGACUGACCUUGAUCAGCAUUGCGCUCUUCGGGAAUUGCCUGCUGUGUCUACUUUAAUGAUGACAGAUGGUCAUUGUAGUUCACCGUGCCUUAUAUCAACGGAUAAUAUUGCCUGGAGAGACCAGCAGAGAAAAUGAAGUUGGCAAAUAUAUGUUGAUCAGCCAUAAAAAACACCUUUAUUUAUAAAUUAGGGAUGUCGUCGCCAUUUGUUCCGCCAAGUGCUCAAGUCUGAGAACCCCAGAUUACAACUUUGGUUUUGUCCACACAUACUGGGAAAAACAAAUACAAUCUUAUGCGUUUUGGCCUUUCAUCCGCACCAAAACUCUGUUUUAUGUCACUAAAAACAAUUACUUCUGAAAGGUCCGGCUAAAGCAGAGAUUUGGGGAAAGGCUGUUUCUGUGUUUGCGAGUAAACAUGGCAGAGUUUUUAGGGUCCCACGCAUCGCAGUCUACCACAAGUAAUGCGGCGCUAACGUCACAUGUGCGAGCGUUGCUACAGACUUGGUCAUGCAGAGGAGGAAAAAUGAACAGAACAAAAAUGAAGUCAGAGAGGAGCUCCUUUUCACGUUGGUCAGACACUUGACGCUUGUUUUGUUUUUUACAAGUCCGACUGGUUUAAUACGUUGAGGUGCUAUGUAGUAAAAGCCCCCCCCCCAACACCAUGGUUGCAUUAAAGGAUUCUGAUUGGCUGACAUAGGUCUUAUUUUUGCGGAAAAUCGCCCCCUAUGUGUUUGGAAUGUUUAAAAUAACUCCCGGUGGGGUAUUUGUGCAAGUUCGUGUGAAUUAACUUUUCUGAAAACAAUACAGUGUCUACGGUAUUAUUUUAAAAACAAUUUGGGCGAGAUCUCAAGUGUACAAGGCCUUAAGCUGGCUUCAAACUUGACUUAGACUCACGGUCUGGGAGUCGGCUCUCAUGAACAACCUUUAUGUCAUGUAAUUAAGAUUUAGGAUGUAGGGAAGUAUAGAUCAUCCGAGUAAAUGAUUAGUGGCAGCACCUCUGAGCUAUGGUAGUGUAUCUAAAUGGUUGUCAGUGGUAACAUUAAACACAGUAGAUACGGCUUCUCUGUAAUGUUUCUCCACAGUACGUUAGCAGUAAAAGCAGAUAAGAGUUUACCAGUUUCGUGCCACCAUCGAGCAGUAUUUAUAGUUAGUAAGAUGCAGAAUGCAGCUCUGACAGAGGCAAUCCUGUUAAAGGGUGUUUGAAUUCUCAUACAAUGAGCUAUUAAUGGUUUAUAACAACCUGUGCACGCUUAUUGGAAUAAUGACCCUUAUCCAGAUGAGCUCCGUAUUAACUCACUAGAGGUCAUUUCAGAACAACAUAAACUUAACUUACCUCUGACAUCUUAUUUUCUCAUCGGUAAGAUUGCAAAGAUUAUUGCAUUCCUUCAAAAAUAAAAGCACUUCCUCCUUUAGCAAUCCAGGCAUUCGAUAUAAACUGGUGCUUUGGUCUUAUUUUUGAUAGCGUUGUUUGAACAGAAAUACAUAUUUAUAUCUCUAGAGUAUUUUUAAAUACUUGCCAGCAGAUUAGAAUUAAGCUGACUGAAUUGCGUGUCACGUUGUUAAAAUGUUGAAUUAGGAUUUCAUUACCUGCUGUGUUUUUUUUUUUUCAUUUUGUGGCUGAUCACUGUUUGCACUUCAAUGCCAGAAAGUUUCAUCUGUCGGUAAUUUGGAAGUUUUAGCAACAAAUCUGUAGGGAAUCUGCUUCAUGAAGGCGUCAAAGAAUGUAGGUUUUAAGAGCUGAUCUCACCGCUUACUCUACUCCUACUAAACACACUACUUUUAACCCGCCUUCCUGACACGAACACACAGAUCCAAGCAUGACCUGCCACCUCCUGGAACAAUGCUCCCGCUGUUCUCAUCUCAUCGGAUGCUCAGGAUCUUUGUUACGGCCACCGCUCAGCCAUCUGUGCCCGUCUCAUCUGUAACAUAAUGGAAGCUCUAAUCAAGAUGAACAUGACUGACAUUGCUUUGAUUGUAGAAGAACCAAAUCACAUAACGCGGUGAGACCAGAACCAAUGAGCGGAGUCGGGAAUUACUCAGGACAGAAGAAACCUUUCGAUUAGCAUCAAAUACAGAUUCAGGAAAGGUGCUGUUAGACCUCUGACUUACCCUCAUUUAAGGCACCGGGCACUACCUACAGGGACAAUUUUUUGGAGUUGCAUACUUGAUAUCACACAAGACAGAAAUCAUAUAAGCCGUGCAGAAGUACAAGUAAAAAAAAUCUCGCAGCAUUGAAUUGGAGCUGCUUUACAUAACAUGGUGUAUAAGUGUUUAAAUGUUGUUUAUGUUGCACUAACUCUUCAUUUUGUAAACAGUGUAAAGUACAUAUUUAAAGCAUAAAACAAGACUUGUAAUUACUGUGAAAUAUCCUACUGAUCCAUAAUCACCAUUUGAUAUCCCUGAGCUUAAAGAGGGAUGAUUUUGAUCUGACACAACGACUGGUCCUGUUGUUUUUCCCGGCAAAUAUUAGAGUGUAGCGUUGUGUUGAAAGGUUGUUAGUCGUUCAUAUCUUACCUGCAGCAAGUAGCUGUCUUGGCAUCGACAGCCAAUCCCAUGUAUGUAUCAGGCAGUUUUUUUUACAGAGAAGCAAUGACUUUUUGUGGAAAUGGAGGUAGGAGGUGCCGCACCAUCAUCAAUGACCUGCCGUUUAUGAAAUGUACUGAAAACAGGACAUGGAAAGCGUUUUGGAUCAGCACCUACCUGACAUAAAGUUAAAAAAUGGAUGAACCAAAGAUUUUAGAGCAGUUUGGUAAAUUCUUUCUCGGUUAGUCUUGUACCUCUUUGCUUUUAAAUUUGGCUGCUAGUCUUUAAAGGCUUUAAAGGUUUCGUUUUCAGACAAGGAAGAUCAUUGUUGGUGCACCUCCUCCUAACUCUGUUUUCUGUCCAAAUAUUCAUCAGAUUCCCUGUGAAUAACAUCCCAAACCACAGCUAUGCUCUGAUGACAGAUUAAAAGUUCAUGAAAUAUUUUUUUUAUUUUUUAUUUUUUUUUACACAACCUCACUUUAAAAAUGCUGAAGUAUCCCUUUAGUUCUUGUUGUGUGUAGCUAUUUUUACAGGACCAAAUCGAGUAUAGUUUGCACCAUUUUAAGUAUGGCUUCUGUGGCUGAAAGCCUCAGGAAGUGGAAGUGAUGUGUGAUGAGCUGAAUGAAUAAGAUUCAUGAAUCAUUUAGGUGCGUGCAUACGUGUGUCUGCUGGCCUGACAGCGGAAAACCAUGGGUUUGAAAUCCAUGAUGUAUUUUGCACAUUGUUUUAUUCCUUUAUGCUAUGAAUGAAUGAUGUAUUCAGACGUCGGAGACGUUGUUGUCUAAAUAAAUGAUUUUGUUUUGUAGAAAAGCUA
This is a messenger RNA of Fundulus heteroclitus (mummichog), 6293 nucleotides long. Its product is annotated as phosphoinositide 3-kinase regulatory subunit 6. Gene Ontology annotation, molecular function: 1-phosphatidylinositol-3-kinase regulator activity. The transcript has 21 exons. Gene Ontology annotation, cellular component: phosphatidylinositol 3-kinase complex, class IB. Gene Ontology annotation, biological process: positive regulation of MAP kinase activity; G protein-coupled receptor signaling pathway. The record is from RefSeq and is a predicted model, not a curated record. Bases 122 to 2512 code for a protein of 796 amino acids. Lineage: Eukaryota; Metazoa; Chordata; Actinopteri; Cyprinodontiformes; Fundulidae.